Molecule: messenger RNA, 821 nt
Organism: Uloborus diversus
Lineage: Eukaryota; Metazoa; Arthropoda; Arachnida; Araneae; Uloboridae
Product: V-type proton ATPase catalytic subunit A-like
Exons: 6
Coding region: 94-726 (210 amino acids)
Biological process (GO): ATP metabolic process; proton transmembrane transport
Cellular component (GO): lysosomal membrane
Molecular function (GO): proton-transporting ATPase activity, rotational mechanism
Source: RefSeq, a predicted model, not a curated record
UGUCAAAAGGGUUGCCUAAAAUUGGAUGUGGAGAAAGAUUCUGAGUAUGGAUAUGUAUAUUCCGUUUCUGGACCCGUGGUCACAUCUGAAAAGAUGUCCGGUGCUGCUAUGUACGAGUUGGGUCAUUAUGAAUUGGUGGGUGAAAUCAUUCGUUUAGAAGGAGAAAUGGCUACUAUUCAAGUAUAUGAAGAAAGAUCUGGUGUAACUGUUGGUGGUCCAGUUCUUCGAACUGGAAAACCCCUUUCAGUAGAGUUAGGACCUGGUAUUAUGGGUAGCAUUUUUGAUGGUAUCCAGCGUCUUCUGAAAGACAUCAAUGAAAUAUCUGAAAGCAUAUACAUACUAAGAGGCGUGAAUAUCCCAGCCUUGAGUCGAGAGGCAACUUGGGAAUUCAAUCCUAUAGGCUAUAAAGUUGGUAGCCAUAUUACGGGUGGAGACAUAUAUGGAAUGGUUCGUGAAAAUACUUUGAUAAAGCAUAAAAUUAUGCUUCCACCUCGAGCUUUAGGUCGUGUUCUGUACAUUGCUGAGCCAGGAAAUUAUACAGUUGAUGAUGUGAUCUUAGAAACUGAAUUUGAUGGUCAAAAGUCUCAGUACACUAUGCUUCAAGUUUGGCCUGUGCGUCAACUUCGUCCAGUGACAGAAAAACUUGCUGCUAACCAUCCUCUUCUUACUGGCCAAAGAGUACUUGAUGCAUUGUUUCCCCUGGUGCCUUACGCGGACAUCAGGUAACUCAUCGCCCUCUUUUUCAUAAGGAACUCGUCUGAAGGGAAAAUACAUUGGGCCUGCGGGAAUCACGAGUUGAAAGUACUCUUGGAGGAUAUGAA